GCAAACAAAACAUAGGUGGUUUCAUGGUGUUUUAUUAGAAUGUACUGACGGGGGUUUGUCUACAGCGUAAUAAAUUGGAUUAUUCUGGUUUACAGUUUCUUCUUAAAAGCAACAAAAAUGGUCUUAGAGCACCAUAAGUUGGAAAUUGGAGAUCUUCCAAAUGAAAUUCAAUUGCAGAUACUGGAUUACUUGAACUACAGAAGUCGGUGCACGGCCUCAGAAGUAUGUCGUUUGUGGAAUGCUUUGGCGUUUACUGGUCGCUUCAUGGACCGCGUAUGCCUACGGUUGGAUAUUACCGAAGACAAUCUGAAGUUGGUGUGCACCGUUUUGAGCGACAGUGUCCGGAAUUAUCGUCACAUUACGAUCAAUUUCAACAAUCAGUCUGUUACUAUGAUGGAUUACUUCUCGCAGGUUGUCGGAGAAAAUGAUGCGCUUGAAAGUUUGACGCUGUGGGGAAUGGAUAGAAUAGAACCCGUGCAGCUACUGAUGCUGUUGAAUAGUUGCGCACAUUUGGAAAGAUUGUGUCUACUCGACGAACAAACUGAACAAUUAAAUGUGACAAAUGUUCAAGGAAUCUCGGCAGAUGAUUCAGUAGAAUGCCCAGCUUGGCUAACCGCCUUAUCUACGGAUUCUCCAGUUAGGCUUCAGCGACUUCGCAAAUUACGGCUCAUGAUUCCUGGAAGAGUUUCCCUUCCUUCAAAACCAAUCGUGCGUAAAUUCCCCAAUGUCACUCAACUGCACUUAACGAGCUAUCACCCCUCCAAUGUCGCCCUUUUCAAUGAUUACAGAAACAAACUCGAAAAGAUUUCGAUCCUAACUCCUUCUAGUUUAUUUGUGAUCGCAUUCAGCACCAUAAGUUUCCCCAAGCUGAACCAUCUCUACCUGGGACGGUUGGAGCUACACGAUCAGCUUGUGGUGGCAAAAUGGAUCAACUUUUUUCAAAACCCCGCCCAUACUGGAACGUUGGAGCAACUUAUGUUCCACCCGAAGUUUAUGAUGCGAACGCCAAUAUUUGCUACCAUUUGUAGCAAUUGCGGUGCACUACGAGAGUUGGAGCUCAGCUUGGACUACAUGGAUGGGGAUGCCCUAAAGGACGUAACGAAUCUCCAGCAUUUGCAGAAACUAUCUCUUCAAGGAACGGCCUACUUUCGAGAGACACCUCAUUGGCCCUACCAGAUUAGAACACUGAAAACGGUGCGCAUCAGUGGCAGUCGGUUCCCGAUCAAUUUGUUGGUAUUCAUAGCCGACAUUGCUCCCAGCUUGACUAACCUCACGAUGGAAGACGUGGAAAACCCCAAGGAACUAUUUGAAACCCUACCGGAACUGGUGGCCACGAUAAGAAGUUUUCAAUUGAAUUAUUCCGAGGGGUUCGAAAGACCGCCCUCAUCUCACCCGUCCGGAUUGCUUCGUAGCAUGCACAACUUGGAAAGUUACCACCUGCAGAGGGUGAUCAUCAAGCAUGGCAUCCAGGGUUGGCUUCAGGAUGCACCUCAGUUAAGAAUGGUUACGCUAACGGACUGCAGCACACUUACCGAUACCCAUCUAGUGAUAUUGACUACGAAUUGUCCCAAACUGGAGUGGCUGAAGCUGAAGCGCUGCCCGGCGGUAACGAUGCACGGUUUGGAAGAGUUUCGUGCUAGAAAUCCCUCGUGCAAGAUCGAUGUCGAUGGCAAUUGAGCUGUGAUACAAUGGAGCGAUUACCUGCUGAGAGUAGAAAAUUAAUUGGGGAUUUAGAAAAAAAAAACAAACUUGAUACUUAUA
This is a messenger RNA of Aedes albopictus (Asian tiger mosquito), 1761 nucleotides long. RefSeq lists its product as uncharacterized. Gene Ontology annotation, cellular component: SCF ubiquitin ligase complex. The transcript is spliced from 4 exons. Gene Ontology annotation, biological process: SCF-dependent proteasomal ubiquitin-dependent protein catabolic process. The coding region runs from base 118 to 1677 and encodes 519 amino acids. Gene Ontology annotation, molecular function: protein binding. The record is from RefSeq and is a predicted model, not a curated record. Lineage: Eukaryota; Metazoa; Arthropoda; Insecta; Diptera; Culicidae.